AAUGGAGGAUGUGGACGCCGGGGACGCUCUCGACGCGCUGCUCUUUCGGCUCGUCGAUAACCAGCUCCACGAUCUGAGCAAGAAGCAGUACCCGGAUUAUGGAGCGCAGCUCGUCGCCAAACAGUUAGAAGCCGUGGCAUGGCUCUACUACUUCUACUUACACAAGUCAUUCCCAGAGCUCGAGUACUACGAUCCUCUGGAGUUUUGCCGCAAGACAGUGUUUUUUCGUCUUGGACUGGCUCAUUACGUGAAGCCUGGACGAGAAACGGACCUAGCAGAAGCGAGAGUCCAGGCAGCUUUCUCUGCCGCUGAAGGUGCCGCAACCGGUGAUACCAUUACCAGAGUUGCGGUUCUCCUUCUAAGCAAGGACAGGAAGAGUUGCUUGCUUGUGAAGAGCUUGAUCACUGCUGGUCUGUGGUCCUUUGUGGAAAAGGAAGUAGCGGACAAUGGUGAUCCUCUCGACUGUGCGUAUUCGGCAGUUCGGGAAAAUGUGGAGAUUGAGCCAGGUUGUGUACAACUUGAGCAACGUUUCCACCAUUUCCGUGCCAUGAGUCAGAAAGGGGACAACACUCGUCUGUAUAUCAUGGUCUGCGAGGACCAUGUCCAGCCUAAGUUGGGCAGCGGGAUCGAAGAUUUCGAAUGGAUGCCGCUGGAGAGUCUCUUCCUAAAGGCGAAGGGCGAUUUUAUAUCAUCAUAUGGAUGGGAAGUACGUGCAUCUCAAGCUGUAGACUACCUUCAUAUUUAUCCUUUGGUUGACUACCUUCAGGAUUUUCUCAGAAAUCACAAUGAGAAAGGCAAGCACAACAAUGGGACAUGUCAAAUUGAACCCACAGUUCGUGCUGCUGUCGAGGCGAACAACCUGAAUAAUGAUCUAGGUGUUGCUGUCGAGGUGAGAACACAGAACUGUACAGAAGUAAACGUCAAGAUAACGGGAGCGAACGUCAUUUCAUCCUGUAGCGGGAAAAAACGAGGACACGAAGAGGAAAAGCUCGCUGUUGCAACUCUGGUUGUACCAGAUAGUGAUGACGAUGAGAACCAUGAAUGGUCUGCGAAGAAAUCAUGCACUGACAGCCAAGUUACACAGAACUCACUGCUCCAGCUUUCAAGCAGUAGUCCGAAUCCCAGGAACGAACAACCAAUUAGCGGAUUGAAAAAAACUUCUCCUGCUAGCAAGCCAUCUAAAGGCGACGGUGGAAAGCAAGGACUUGCACAAACUGAGGCUCCCCUGGAUGAUAAGGAAGGCAUCCAAGCCAGCCAAAACGAGUCGUCUAAUGGAGGCGCCACACUGACUUAUAAGAGCUACUCUCACGAAGAAACUCUCGAGCAGCUCCAGGCAAAACAUCUCGGCCUACUGCUGGAACUGAAAAACUUGACAGUUAACUACGAACUCCAAGUUAGCACUCUUCUUGGCAAGAUCGCCGAGUCGAGUGCUCGCCUAGCGAAGGCCACAGGGAAAAAUCUCUGAGAUUGAGUGACAUGUAAUCGAGGCAAAUCAAUGGAAAUACGUGUUAAAGUUAAAA
This is a messenger RNA of Selaginella moellendorffii, 1520 nucleotides long. RefSeq lists its product as uncharacterized. The coding region runs from base 2 to 1465 and encodes 487 amino acids. The transcript has 11 exons. NCBI's taxonomy places the organism in Eukaryota, Viridiplantae, Streptophyta, Lycopodiopsida, Selaginellales, Selaginellaceae. The record is from RefSeq and is a predicted model, not a curated record.